Messenger RNA from Lachnellula hyalina, 795 nucleotides. It is a transcript of the gene nep2, whose product is annotated as NEDD8-specific protease. The record is from RefSeq and is a predicted model, not a curated record. The transcript is spliced from 5 exons. Gene Ontology annotation, molecular function: cysteine-type peptidase activity; deNEDDylase activity. The annotation marks the transcript as partial. NCBI's taxonomy places the organism in Eukaryota, Fungi, Ascomycota, Leotiomycetes, Helotiales, Lachnaceae. Gene Ontology annotation, biological process: proteolysis.
AUGAGUAGCAAAGGCUUCCAUCCGUUCAAGGGAAGAGUGAGCAGGCAUUUUGGGGAUUCGUUGGCGCCUGAUGAUGCAUAUCUUAGUUAUUAUGAUGUACGGCUUACGAAAGAAGAUGUCGAUACCCUCAAGAAUGACUGGCUCACCGAUAACACAAUAGCAUUCUGGGAAGAGUAUGAAGCCUCCCACCUCCCUGAAUCAGACCUAGCUAAACACACAACCAGAUACCUCGAGCGCGAAGAACUCCGCAAAUUCCCUUCCUCGCACAUAGUCCUCCUCCGCCCCUCCAUGGCAUUUAUGCUCAUGAAAACGCCCUCCGUGCUCUCCCUCCGCGACGCACUCCCGGACUUCACUUCCACAACACACAUUUUCCUGCCGAUCAACGACGCGCGCAACGUAUCGAUCGCGGAAGGCGGCUCGCACUGGUCCCUCCUCCUCGUAUCCGUGAUCGACGGCGUGGCAUUCCACUACGACUCCCUCUCCGCAUCGAAUUACAAUGAGGCGAUGCUGGCGACGCAGAAGAUUAGCGAGUUGUUGGGGAAGGGGCUGCGGUUUAUGAAUCUGCAGGAUAGUCCGCAGCAGGAGAACGGGAGUGAUUGUGGGGUUUAUGUUUGUAUAUUGAUGCGGCAUUUGUUGUUGAAGCGCCUGCUGAGUGCGAAUGCGAGGGAGAAGGUUAGUAUGAGUAUGGGUGGCAAGGUGGUGGAUGCUAGUGGGGGGAGGAAGGAGAUGUUGAGGACUAUUGAGGGGUUUAGGAAGGAGGGGGAGAGAAGGAGAUCGUAUGUUUUGUUUUUAUUU